Molecule: messenger RNA, 866 nt
Organism: Oryzias melastigma (Indian medaka)
Lineage: Eukaryota; Metazoa; Chordata; Actinopteri; Beloniformes; Adrianichthyidae
Gene: lg1h22orf23
Product: linkage group 1 C22orf23 homolog
Exons: 7
Coding region: 162-749 (195 amino acids)
Source: RefSeq, a predicted model, not a curated record
AAAAACGUCAUCACGUCGAUCAGCAGCGUUGUUACAGAGUUGCCAUAGCAACAUGUUGUCUCGUGCAAUUUAGCGAAACGAUUUGAUCAAGUUUUACUGUUUGGGGUUAGAAAGAAAAAUCAAUAUUUACUGUAAUUGGACCUCAUCGACCACUCGCACAGAUGGAGUCUUCCCUCCCCCGGAGCAGCGGGGGGCUCUGGAACAACCCUCGAGCGGCCGGGAGCACAGACGACCGGGACUCGCUGAGACUAAUUAAAGAGGAGUGGAGGCUCACCACCCUUCAAAAUAAGAACAACAGAUUCUCAAACGGACGUGCCGUUCCUCAGAAGUCUGGUCCCAAAACUUCCUUUCCUCCAGCUAAACCAGCAGAGAAUCACCAGACCUUCAGACCUCAAAGACGCACUGCCGAGGGAUGUCGGUCUGGAGACAGCUACAUGAGGGAGAAGUUUCACCCUGGUCCCACACGGGACAUGGAGGAGGAAAAGAGGAGGCUUCAAAACAUUUUAGCAACAGGAAAGGAGGAGACGCCUGUUUCUCCUCCAGAAACUCCUGCAGCUAAAGACCCAGAAGUGUCAGAGGAGCGCUUCGAGGAAGUGCUGCGUGAAAUAGAAGAAAGAAGACAAUUUCUAGCAGACAUGGAAGCUCUGGGUCAAGAGAGGGAGUAUGUGGGGAUCAUCAACACUCAGAUCUCACAGAAACUUCAGGAGCUAAAGAUGCUUCAGGAGGAGACCAGGAGUCCCAGCUUUUAGACUCAACCGUAGAUGGAGACCAGGAAAACUUCAGCUCAUCCAACAGCAUCCCACCGCUCCAGUGAUGACGAGCAAGUCCAUCAGCUUCCAAUAAAUCACUGAACACUGCAACAGGAA